GGAGCGUUGAGCGGCUGGACGGCGGCCGCCAGUUCCUGCAGCUUUCCGGGAGCGUAGUCUACCUCUUUGCAUCAGCAACGCGCACUCCCCGUUUCUCUCCAUCUCGACGCGUGGUAAUCUCCGCCCGGCUCCGUUUUUCCGAGUAAAUUUUGAGAAAAAGACAAAAAAGAGCCACAGCAGAGUUGUUUAGGCUGGUGAAAAGUAAGAUAAUUCGAUAAAGAUGGUUAAACUUGGGAGUAAUCUACACGACAAAGGAGCUAAACCAGUGAGCGUCGAGGACGGAUUUCAAAACGUUCCUCUCAUCACGCCCUUGGACGUCAGUAAUCUUCAGUACCAAGCGCCAGACAAGGUGGUGGUGAAGACGCGAUCCGAAUACCAGACGGAGCAAAAGAACAAGGCCAAGCUGCCCAAGGUGGAGGAGUUCACCAUCAGCUUCACCGACAGCGCAUCGGAGAGACUGAAGGUCACUAUCCUUAUUGUUCUGGCCUUGGCGUUCCUUGCUUGCAUAGUGUUCUUGGUGGUGUAUAAGGCCUUUACUUAUGACCACACCUGCCCGGAUGGCUUUGUGUACAAGCACAAACGUUGCAUCCCAGCCUCCUUGGAGGCCUACUAUUCGGCCCAGGAUGGCAACUCCCGUGGCCGCUUUUACACCGUCAUCAGCCACUACAGCAUGGCCAAGCAGACCACCUCUCGCUCCGUCUCACCCUGGCUCCCGGCUGCCGGUGCCCAGCAUGACGCCAAGCCUCCCAACACUGACAGCCAAUGAGGGCACUACUGCUCACCGAAUGGGUGUCGCCGGACCUGCCUCCUUUCCACCUGAGUCCCCUGCUGUUCUCCGUUUUUGUCCUCUCCUGCUUUCUCUCUUUUUAUUUAUAUAGAUCUUCACAUGUAUGACGAUUUAUUUAUGACUAUUUAUUUUUAUUGUACAAUUCCUGUUUCUUUUGUAUUUAAUAUCAGACAGUUGUUUGUACAAAGGCAUGACUUGUCCGAAAUGUUUUUCCCACACUGUCUGUGAGUGUCACUGACUCAUCUCAAACAACAGCUCUGUAAGCAACCCUUGUAGUUAGGUGACUGUUCAAUUCAUUGUGAAAGGCAUGAUGCAAAUAAGGGAAACUUCGUCAGUUAUUUUGAAACAUACAGUUUCUGUGAUUUUAUGUCAAGAUACUUGUAAAACUCAUUUUUAUGUGGGAUAUAUUAAUAACAAUAAUAACCUAAAUAUGAUAUUACCAUAGACUGGUGACUGAGUACAUGGUAAAUGUAUGUUAUGGUUCCUCCUUUGAGCCCAAAUGUAAAUAGCUCAUGAGCAGAAAUAGACCCAUUAUGUGUAUGGCCAUAAGACACCUUGUAAGAUGAUCAAUGUUUUUCAUUGGAUUAUCAGUGGCCUUCUGAGCUUUGCAUUAUGCUUUAGCCAGCAGUCUAUCUUCAACCUAUAGAGAAUAAUCCAGGGCCCAGAAAAACCUUGGAUGUUGGGAUGAUUAUGGCAGAACCCUUUGCCAAAGCUCAAUUUUCUGCCUAGUUUAGUCACAGACCUGCGCCAUUACCAUUUUUAUAUCUGUUGUCAGAAAAGAUUUUGAACUCGUGCUGUUGUUAGUUGAUAUGUAGCACAGCCUUGGGUAUUUUUGACUGUGUAUCCUUUAGGUUUAAACAAUAAAAGAUAUACAAGACAUUA
Molecule: messenger RNA, 1669 nt
Organism: Electrophorus electricus (electric eel)
Lineage: Eukaryota; Metazoa; Chordata; Actinopteri; Gymnotiformes; Gymnotidae
Gene: nsg2
Product: neuronal vesicle trafficking associated 2
Biological process (GO): endosomal transport; clathrin coat assembly
Cellular component (GO): membrane; endosome
Molecular function (GO): clathrin light chain binding
Source: RefSeq, a predicted model, not a curated record